AUGGCUCUUCCCGGAACAGAGACUAUACGUUUUAGGCGUCCUACGACAGGGCCUAACGCUCCUCAACCAAAAGCAGAACCGAAAAAGGAUGAAUUCGGUUCCAUGGCUCCCGUGGGCUAUAAAAGGAGACACCAGGGAUUAUUGCAGGAUCAAGUGAGAAGAAAUGUCGCUGGCCCAUUCAUACCCAAUCUAUCAUAUGCUUUCCGACUGCUAUUGCUGGUGCGAACUGUGGCUGCAAUGUAUGCUGUCAUAUCGGAUUGUGAUGAAGUAUUCAAUUUCUAUGAACCGUUACAUUACUUCCAGUAUAAUACCGGGUUCCAAACAUGGGAACUUUCCCCCCAAUUUGCCAUCCGAAGCUGGGCGUAUGUGUUGCUACAUUGGCCUUUGGCGCACAUUGGACCUAAGGUAUUGAGUUUAGGCAAACGACCCGCUUUCUUCGCUCUUCGUAUAUCCCUAGGAGCAAUCUGUUCUUUCUGUGAAGCGAAAUUCUUCCGUACAGUGGUCGACACCAUUAAUGACAGAGUCGCAAGAUAUCUUUUAUUUGGAUUAAUGCUUAGUGCUGGAAUGUGGAAUGCUAGUGUCGCUUUCCUUCCUUCAUCAUUCUGCAUGUACACAACGUUGUUGGCAUCAUCAUUCUGGUUUCAUCCGGCUACUUCAACUUCGACAGGUAGAAAAAGAGCAUAUUUCGCUACGUUCGCUUUUGCAGUGGGAGCAAUCGUGGGAUGGCCUUUUAGUGCUGCUUUAGCGAUCCCAUUCGUGAUUGAACAUCUAUUCUUAACAGGUGGAGAAGUGAUCCUUCCUGCACAAAAAGGAGCUUGGAUGGCUAAAAGAUGGGAAACUUUGGCUAAAGCUAUCGCAGUUGGAGCGUCCAUUGCUAUUCCCGUAUCGAUGGUUGAUUCAUGGGCAUAUGGAAGAUCCACUUUCCCUACAUUAAACAUAAUCACCUAUAACCUUUUCUCAGGAAAUGGACCUGAUUUAUACGGUACUUCACCUUCAUCAUUCUACCUUGCUAAUCUAUUCUUAAAUUUCAAUUUCCUUUUACCCCUUGCCUUGCUCGCGUUGCCUGCAUUGGCUGUCACAUUCAAAUUCGACCAUAGCCGGUUAGGUAAAACUCAGAUGGCUCCUAAGGAAGGUGAAACCUCUCCCUAUACUUUAUUGGCUUCAAGAUUAUCACCUUUCUACAUCUGGUUAGGGAUCCUAACUGCUCAAGCCCACAAAGAAGAAAGGUUCAUGUUCCCCGCAUAUCCGUUUUUAUGCUUCAAUGCGGCUGUAACCAUAUACCUAAUCAGAGGCUGGAUUGAAACUUACUAUAUCCGGGUUACCAAUUCACCUUAUAAUGCAAGCCGGUCAUCGAUAUUCUCGUAUUUCACUUUACUUGCAGUGAUUAUACCAGCAACAAUAUCAUUCUUCAGAGUUGGAAGCAGUGUUUACUUCUACCACGCACCAUUCGAUAUCGCACAUCACUUCCAGUACACUGCCAUACCGUCAUAUCUAUCCCAAUUAGGAUACGAUCCUCUGCCUUUACCGGAUAAUUAUACACCUUACGGAAAUGAAAUCCCAAAACCCUCAUGGGAUUUGACAGUGUUACAAACCUUGGAAAAUCCGGUAACACUUUGUUACGGUACAGAGUGGUAUAGAUACCCUUCCAGUUACCUUAUACCUGAAGGUGUAAGAGUGAGAUGGAUCAAAACGGAUUUCGAUGGAAUGAUGCCUAGACCUUGGGAACCUUCCAUUAACAAUGAAACGAUUUGGCCAAGAAGUGAGACUAGAUCCGUGAGACCGACUAGAUUCAAUGGUGAGAAUAGGGAAUCGGGCGAGCCCGGAACAUAUGUCGACCCAUCGGAAUGUUCAUACAUAGUUUCUCUCUCAUUACCAUCCACCACUCACUCGAAGCUCGAGCCGGACUGGGCUUCGCUACCCGAAUGGGAAGAAGAUUUCUGUAAAGGGUUCUUAGAUGCUGCUAACACUAAAUGGUGGGGCAGAUUAUUCUGGUUACCUGGUGGAUUGUUAGAGAGUGGAAGAGUCUGGGGUGACUAUUGUCUGUUGAGGAGAACAGGUGCAUAG
Kwoniella shivajii is the source of this 2064-nucleotide messenger RNA. RefSeq lists its product as uncharacterized. Gene Ontology annotation, biological process: protein N-linked glycosylation. Lineage: Eukaryota; Fungi; Basidiomycota; Tremellomycetes; Tremellales; Cryptococcaceae. Gene Ontology annotation, cellular component: endoplasmic reticulum membrane. Gene Ontology annotation, molecular function: alpha-1,2-mannosyltransferase activity. The record is from RefSeq and is a predicted model, not a curated record. The coding region runs from base 1 to 2064 and encodes 687 amino acids. The transcript is spliced from 8 exons.